ACAAUAUGAUCACGAUGCUACUGUAAGAAUAUUCGUGUUCCUUAUUUGUGAAGGUAUCAAUGAAAGAUUGUAUCUACGCUGUUGGAAAUCUCGACGAGAAUUUUGAAAGCCAUACGGUGUUUGUAGCUGUCAGGAGAGCGAUCAGCGAUGCGAUGCAUUAUACGAGCAAAGAGAUUGCGGAUCUCUCGGAAAGUGUGUUUGGCGGUAAUUCCUGCCGCUUGGCUGGUGAUUUUUAUCGCUCUCUCAGUGUACAAUGACCACGAGGUUGCAGACGAAGUCAUCGCGACAGAGUUAACUAAAGUUGGCCGGAAAUCUACCACUCCUCAUGAAACCAAAGAAAUAUAUUCCGACGAUUUUAUGCUUUCGUCGAAACAGUUUGGCAACAAGACUUUCCAAGUACAGAGGAAAAUAUUGGUAGUUCAUAAAUCUUGGACUAAGGAACGAUCGAAACUCUCCCACUUUGUUACAAGAUUUUUAGACGGCCUUCGGGCCCCUUACAUUGUAAGCGAAGUAGACGACCGACCUUAUUUAGAUUUGAAAGAAGAUCUUAAAUUGGGUACCACAAUCGGGCGGUAUUCGCUUGUUAUUUUUGUUGACAUCAAGGUGUAUUUACUUCUUAGUCCUAACGUGCAACAAAUGGUGAAACUCUAUUGCAAGAAGUUUGCGACGGGAAUUUUAUUUUUUAUCUCGAAUCCUGUAGGAUCUAUACAAGAAUUUGGUAUUGAAAUCGUCAAACCUCAAAAAGAACGACAAAAGGUCGACGUGGAACUUAAUGAAAACUCGAAACUUUUACGAACGGCGCGCCGAGGAGGCACAGCUAGUAUGCCGUAUGUUCAGAAGGGACAAAGCACACGGUGGUGUUUAAUUCGAUAUAAUCCAAACGAUUUUCCUUAUGAAACAGUGGAGUAUGUUGUUAAUCGUAAAACUCGGCGGAAAAGAGACCUAGAAAUUGCGGAGAUUGAACAAGCAACAGUACUUUUGGAUGAUGGUCGAAAAGACGGUGUAAAAAAGGUAUUCUUCAGUGGAGGAUUUCCCUUUUUUCUUCACACUAUGUUAUUUAUGGACAGUUUGGAAUACUUAUCUCCCGUCAGACCUACGGUGUUUUCGCAAGAGAGGUAUCUUCAAAUUGACAUAGACGAUAUUUUCAUCGCCAAAACUGGGAUUAGAAUGAAGAAAAAAGACGUCCUGGAGCUGAUAUCAGUACAAGAGAGACUCGCGCAAAAAAUUCCAGGAUUCAAGUUCAAUCUUGGUUUCUCAGGGCGUGGCUUUAGACAAGGAGACGACGAAGAAGAUGGAGGGGAUCAAGCCCUGGUAGAGCAUGCGCAUAAAUUUACGUGGUUUGGGCAUUUGUACGAUCAUGAACAGCCUCAUAAACACACCUACAAAGAAAUAGUCAGGUCACUUACCGCUAAUGAGCAGUUUGCUAAGACAUUUUGUAUUCCUAUGAACUUCUCGUACAUGGUUGCCCCACACCACUCUGGUGUGUAUCCAGUGCACGACCCUCUUUAUGAUGCAUGGUCAGCGGUUCGAAAAGUCCGUGUCACCUCAACUGAGGAAUAUCCUCACUUGAAGCCUGCGUGGUUUAGAAGAGGAUUUAUGUACAAAGGCGUCAAGGUUCUUCCACGCCAGACUUGCGGUUUGUUUACCACUACUAACUUCUUCUACGAGAUCAAAGGAGGAAAGAAAGCAUUGGAUAGAAGUAUUGAUGGUGGUGAACUGUUCGAAACUCUUUUGAGAAAUCCAGUUACGGUGGUGAUGACUCACAUGACAAACUAUGGCAAUGACCAGUUGGCUCUGUACACAAUCAGCCGGCUCGUUAACUUUGUUUACCGCUGGACUAACUUGGAGUUGAAAUACGCUUCGUCGCUUGAACUCGCUGAUAUCUACUUCAGUUUGUUUCCGCAGGACAGAAGUCCAGUUUGGUUGAGCCCAUGUGACGACAACCGCCAUCUUCAAAUCUGGCCAAAGGACAAGUCCUGCAACAGGCUCCCUUCGUUCUUAGUAAUCGGCGCUCCGUUCGGGGGCCUGGACGCACUUGUGACACUUCUUAAACUUCACCCAGACUUUUUGCAUGCAGUGAACACGAAUAACAUCACGAAAGGAACGAGAUUUUUCAACACUGAUAACUACAUGAAAGGAUUAGACUGGUACAUGACAUGUUUCCAACGUCCGAUGAAAUUCAAGCAGAUGUCUUACGAAGUUAGUGACGAGUAUUUCACUGACCAUGCGACACCGUACCGAGCCAGCAGUCUCCUCAAGUCCGCCAAAAUAUUUAUAAUCCUGGAAGAUCCUGUGAAAAGAGCUCUCUACCAUUAUCAGCAUCUGAAAGACGUUCAAGGAUCCAAUCUACCGAGCUUCGACGAUCUCGUCAAAUCCAAAGGAGACAAACGCUUGUCGGGGAUCAAGCGAACUAUUUUGGAAGCUGGGCACUACUCUGAGCACAUCGCACGGUGGAUGAGAUAUUAUAACCUCAAACAGAUGUCAAUAGUGAGCGCAGAUGAUAUAGUUUCCAGGCCCUUUACGGUCAUGAAUACACUUCAAGAAACUAUUCGGGUAGAAACCCGUCAGGACUACUCGCAAACUCUAAGAUAUGAUGAAUCGAAUGGUCUUUACUGUCCCAAAUCCUCCUCCAACGUGACGGAUUGCCUGGGCUUCAAAGAAACGAGACCAGUUUAUAUGAGCCAGCAGACUGAACAGUUCUUGCAGCGGUAUUACUCCAAACAUAACCAGAAUUUACUGCGCAUGAACCAAAAGAUUGAGUUUCCUCUGCCCAAAUGGAUUCAUGGGUAAUCACAUAUUUGGAGUUAGACAGUGGGUCACCUGUGUUAGCGUGACUCAUUCUCUAUGCUAACAAGAUAAUUGCGCUUAAUAUUCUCAUGCUACACUCUGGAUAAGAAGUCUCUCUUCAUCGAUUGCUCUUUGUCACGUUUUUACGAACAAUGAUGGUUUUUUGCGUGACUGGUAAUGCAGUGGUUAUCGUCUUGAAGACUUACUGAGCAAAUGAAAUGAUUUUUAUUUUUUAUGUCACGCGUUUGUAUACCCGUUAAACAGGCUUAUUAAGCUAAGCUUAAACUCAACUACGACCAACGAAUCUAUAACCAAUUUUUUAAAAAUAUUUAUCCCCGUUGGUCUCUGUUGUCAUAAUGAAACACAUCUUUACAUUCGAUUCCAAAGUUGGCUAAGAAAUAAGAGGCCUAUUUUCAAGGAAAAGGGUCCAGAUUCUAUGCCAACAACUCUGGUAAACUGAUGGACGAUAUGAAUUUUUUUGAAAACUAUUUUUACAUAAUUAAAUUUUAAACUGUCGAUCAAUCAGUGUACCAAUCAAUCAAUCAAUGAACUUAGCAUAUUUUUGAAAAUUGAUAAGGAAAGAAACAACUAUAAGUUGGAUAUAAGAAAAUCUACAUACAUAAAUGUAUAUAUAAAGAUAUAUAGUUAUUUUAAGAUUUAUACAAUUCAAGAGGAAUAUAUUGAUUUUAUAUAGAGAGUUUAUCAUCAUGCAUGAAAGACAUUUAAGAAAAAGAGAGAAGGAAAGAAUUAUAUUGUUUUGAAGAU
Molecule: messenger RNA, 3552 nt
Organism: Stylophora pistillata
Lineage: Eukaryota; Metazoa; Cnidaria; Anthozoa; Scleractinia; Pocilloporidae
Product: N-heparan sulfate sulfotransferase 4
Cellular component (GO): Golgi apparatus
Molecular function (GO): deacetylase activity; hydrolase activity; heparan sulfate N-sulfotransferase activity
Source: RefSeq, a predicted model, not a curated record